UGGGGACGGACAAUACUGCUGACGUGUUUGUGCGCCGCUGGAUUGUGUCCCCGGAUCCUGUUAGUGAAGAUGCGCGGCUCCGUGUUCUCGGUCCUCAGCCGCUUCUCCCACGAGUAUGCGGCGGGGACGCCCCUGCGGCUCAAGCUCGUCGACUCGUACCUGCUGUACAUGGCGCUGAGCGGCGCGGCACAGUUCCUCUACUGCGCGCUGGUCGGCACAUUCCCCUUCAACUCGUUCCUGUCCGGGUUCAUCGCCUGUGUCGGCGCCUUCGUGUUGGCGGUUUGCUUGCGGAUACAGAUCAACCCUCAGAACAAAGGUGAAUUCAUUGGUAUCUCACCAGAGCGGGCAUUUGCUGAUUUCCUUUUUGCCAGCACCAUCCUUCAUCUAGUGGUGAUCAACUUCAUAGGCUAAAUUUGUGCAGCAGAAUGGAUGCAACCCCAGCAGAUUGGAGCCUGCGUUGCAGCUGCAUUGGAUCUGUUUGAAUUUUGUUUACAAUUUUUCAUUCCAUACUGUAUAAAACAAAAUAAAAAUCUUGUACAAAAUGGUUAA
This is a messenger RNA of Leucoraja erinaceus (little skate), 549 nucleotides long. It is a transcript of the gene dad1, whose product is annotated as defender against cell death 1. The record is from RefSeq and is a predicted model, not a curated record. Gene Ontology annotation, cellular component: oligosaccharyltransferase complex; membrane. The coding region runs from base 70 to 411 and encodes 113 amino acids. Gene Ontology annotation, biological process: protein N-linked glycosylation. Lineage: Eukaryota; Metazoa; Chordata; Chondrichthyes; Rajiformes; Rajidae. The transcript has 3 exons.